AUGUCUCGCCAUCAUCCCGAUCUCGUAAUGUGCCGCAAGCAGACCGGCAUCUCUAUCGGCCGCCUCUGUGACAAAUGCGACGGCAAAUGUCCCGUUUGCGACUCCUACGUCCGGCCCACGACUCUCGUCCGCGUCUGUGACGAAUGUUCCUUCGGAAACUACCAAAAUAAGUGCAUCGUGUGCGGAGGCGAGGGAAUCAGUGAUGCCUUCUACUGCUUUGAGUGUACGAGGCUGGAAAAAGACCGAGACGGGUGUCCGAAGAUUAUAAACCUGGGAAGUUCGAGGACAGACUUGUUCUUCCAGAGGAAGCAGCAUCGAUCGACGGCGAUGUGA
Molecule: messenger RNA, 333 nt
Organism: Coccidioides posadasii C735 delta SOWgp
Lineage: Eukaryota; Fungi; Ascomycota; Eurotiomycetes; Onygenales; Onygenaceae
Source: RefSeq, a predicted model, not a curated record